Messenger RNA from Musca domestica (house fly), 1783 nucleotides. RefSeq names its product mitochondrial sodium/calcium exchanger protein. The record is from RefSeq and is a predicted model, not a curated record. Gene Ontology annotation, molecular function: calcium:sodium antiporter activity. Lineage: Eukaryota; Metazoa; Arthropoda; Insecta; Diptera; Muscidae. The coding region runs from base 31 to 1764 and encodes 577 amino acids. Gene Ontology annotation, biological process: monoatomic cation transport; intracellular calcium ion homeostasis. Gene Ontology annotation, cellular component: membrane. The transcript has 7 exons.
UAUAAAAAUAUAUUUUUUGACACGAGACAAAUGUUCGAAAAUUUUUCCCUUCAGACCAAUAGAUCUAUUGAAUUAAUUUUUAGAAACUGGACCCGCAGGAAACGGCAUUACGAUUUCGUGGGCAACAUUGAAGAGGAAGAAAAUUGCUAUCGGCCGCAGGAUUAUAAUGAAAAUAUCACAGAUGCCUGUCAGUUUGUGAAGACCACCCCCAGCUGCAGCGGUGUGGUUAGCCUAAUAAAUUAUUUAUAUAUCUUUGAGUGUAUCCUGCACUGGGAUGCCUCGUUGUUGUGGGGGCUGCCAGCCAUGACCUUGGCAGUGUUCAUUUUGCUGCUCUAUGCCAUAAGUCUGUAUGUGAAUGCGAGGUAUUUCCUCCUUCCCAACUCCAUUGCCUUGGCAAAGUAUUUAAAUAUCCCCAGCUAUGAUUUUGGCUGUCUGGUGCUGGGCAUACUCUUCACCCUACCCUGUGCCCUUUGCAUGAUCUUCGCCUGCUUUGAAUAUAAUCGCUCCGAUUCCUUGCUGCAUGCCAUGACAUUUGGUAAAAUUUUCACCUGUUGGGUCAUGGGUUUGGGUCUGCUCUCCUAUCGUGGAGGAUUUCGUUUUAAGGGAAGGAUAUUCCUAAGGGAUAUGUUGUUCCUAACCCUAGGCUGGGUGUAUUUAUAUGCCGCAGUCUUUAAUGAAAUGUUGAAUGAAAAUCAAGAAGAAUAUCUGAAAGCGGAACCGACGAUACACAUACAUGCCUACAUAAGUAUUGUGAUUUAUAUGCUCUAUAUUAUCUGCAGAGUGUUCUCUCUGAGGAGGUAUUUUCGAAAGCCAAAUAUUGUGGAAGAGGUUGAUAUUUUAUCCACGAGUAUAGAGUCCAUUGAAAGUGAUUCCUAUCCGGAUUUGCUAUAUAAUGAAAUCGAUUUGAGUGUCCAGCCAUGGCAGCAGUUUUGGAAUUGCAUCAAUCCCAUGAAGGCGUUGGGUUCUCAUUCCAUCCUAUCUAAAAUUUUACUGAGUCCUUUUUAUAUUCUCUUGGCCUUGCUAAUACCUGUGGUCAAUCCUGAACGUCAUUUGGCUGGUUGGUGCAAAGCCAUAUCCUGUGGCAGCUGUUUAAUAUUUCCUCUCCUCUUGUUCACAUUGGACUUGGAUUCGUAUACCAUGUUCUCUUUACUUAUAUUGGGAAUUAGUGUUACAUUGCUAAUAAUAUUUCUCACCCAUUCUCAAAGGAUACCAACUAAUCAUGAGCUCCUCUCCUUAUGGGGCCUCGUGAUGGGCUUUAUGCUUUUCAACAUUGUCGAUUUGGAAAUUUGCUGCAUUCUCUGGCAAUUUUUAAAUUAUUUCUUCGACAUGGAUAAUGAUGAUAUACUGAUACUGGCCUUUCCCUUUAGCUAUGUCUUUGUGGAAGGCAUUUUUGUGGUCACACUCAUGGAGAAUGACUAUCGCGAAAUGGCUUUGGGUUUUGUCAUGGGCUCGGUGCUCUUUAUAGCCUACUCAGCAUUGCCGGUGAUGCUGUUCUCGGUGUGUUUCGGCACAAAUCAUGUGUAUUCACUGACCGAUAAUACGACCACGGCUUUCUAUUUCAUGGCGAUUGUCGAAUGUGUCACGAUUUUCGGUUUCUCUCUCAGCGGCUAUGAACUGCGUCCAUCGUUCAGUGUAUUUUUGGGAACGGUGGCAUUCAUCUUUGCCCUGUUCAUGAUUUUGGAGAAUGAACAGGUCAUCCAUGCGUACGGGACAAUGCAUUCGCGUACGGUAUUCGUGGAUGUUAUGCACAAUCAAUGGGCCUAAGUGGGGUAGAGACGGUGUU